ACAAUAUGCAAAUGAAAAUAUCUUCAGGAAUAUAAUGUGUAGGUAUUUAAGAAUAAAAGUCAUGUUAAACAGUAACGUUGACUUCGAUAGAUAAUUAACAUGAAGUUCAGUGAGAUAAGCUUCAAAGUAAAAACACAAUUCAAUUUGAACGCUAAAUUAAAAGCUCUCAAAGUGGCCGAUGAAAGGUGUCUUUAGAAAUACUGCAGUGACACAUUUUUCCUUCACAAAGUAUUCCCAAUAGUGUUUCUAAACAUGGAGGUAAGCUGCUGCAUCCGCCCGCCGCCGUGAUCCAGUAAGUUUGCUUCUGACAGGAAGAUUAUCGGAAGCUUUGUAACGAGCGAUUGCUAUGACCCAAAUUGAUAUUAUAGGUCUGUCGGUGUGGCACCGGCGCUGGUGCUGCGUGGCCAUCCUGGUGCUGGUGGCGGGCACAGCGUGCGUGGCGGGCCCGCUGGCGCUGCGGGCCCCGCCCGGCGCGCCGCUGCACGAGCGUCUGCGCCUCGCUGAGCGCUUGCUGCACGACACUCCGCUCAUAGACGGCCACAACGACCUACCCUGGAACAUAAGGAAGUUUCUACACAAUAGGAUUAAGGAUUUUAAUUUCGACGAGGAUUUGCGGACCAUCUCCCCCUGGGCAACAAGUUCGUGGAGCCACACCGACCUGCCGCGACUGAAACAAGGCAGAGUGGCCGCACAGUUCUGGGCCGCGUACGUGCCGUGCGACGCGCAGCACCGCGACGCUGUGCAGCUGACAUUCGAACAAAUUGACUUGAUACAGAGGCUCACGGACAAGUACCACCCACAGCUCACGCUCUGCACCUCCGCACAAGAUAUAGUGACGGCCCACGCCAACCACAGGCUGUGUUCAUUAGUGGGGGUGGAGGGGGGGCACGCUAUCGGAGGCUCUCUCGGUGUGCUGCGGACUCUGUACCAGGUGGGAGUGCGCUACCUGACGCUCACCUCGACUUGUGACACACCGUGGGCUGAGUGCGCGUCCGGCGACAAGCCCGAACCGUCCCCACGAGGCGGCCUCACACCGUUUGGAAAGAUUGUGGUGAAGGAAAUGAAUCGUCUGGGGAUGUUAGUUGACUUGUCACACGUGUCAGAGCGUACGAUGCGCGACGCGCUGGCAGUGUCACGAGCGCCCGUGCUCUUCUCGCACUCGUCGGCGCGCGCGCUUUGCAACGUGACGCGCAACGUGCCCGACUCUGUGCUACGGCUGUUGGCCGCCAACAAGGGCCUCAUCAUGGUCAACUUUUAUACGUCAUUCCUGACGUGUAAAGAUACUGCUACGGUUCAAGAUGCUAUUGCACACAUUAAUCAUAUAAGGGAUGUAGCCGGCGUGGACAGUGUAGGCCUCGGCGCUGGCUACGACGGCAUUAAUUAUACCCCGCAAGGACUGGAGGACGUCUCCUCAUACCCGCUGCUGUUCGCGGAAUUAAUGGAGGAAGGGUGGAGUAUAGAAGAACUUCGGAAGUUAGCGGGACUCAACCUGCUACGAGUUAUGGGCGCCGCGGAGCGCGUCGCGAGCGAGCUCGCCUCCGCUCAAGUCACACCCUACGAGGAUGUCCCGCCAAAACUCUACGACGCUCACAACUGUUCCAGUCAAGACCUUUAGGACGUGACUGAAAACGCAGUUAUUAUUUUUUGAAGGUCUGUUAAUAUGUUAGAAUUUAUAAAAAAUAUGUAAUUCUGAACAUCGAACUCGGUUGUGGUGUAGGUUCCAGCUGACUGACGUAUAUUAAGCAAGUAGCAAGCAUGCGGACCCUUGACACUAGUGUUUAACACUCGGUUACUAAAUAAUAAUAAAUCCAGCCUGUAUACGCCGUACUGCUGGGCCUCCUCCCAAACGAAAGAUGUUUGAGUAUUGAUCACCGCGCUAGCUCACUGCGACCUGGCGAUUUCAGAUUCCAACAUUUUUAAACCAGAUUGCCUACCGAUGUAUUCCUUCACUUAUAGUUUCAAGUUUCAAGACCUCAGUAACUAUCUUGUAAAAUAUAAUGUUCCAAAAACCCUCUCUAUGCAUUUUCGGUAUAUAAAAUAAAUGCUUAUUUAUAUCUCUGAAUAUCGUUAAAGUAUUAAAAGCGAAUUCCGAAAACUUUUCCUUUUAGCAAGAAAGCAAGGUGAAGGGCCUCAGUCCAUUUUGAUUGUCCGUUAGCCGGGCACUAGGUUGUAAUAAAUAAUAGUCAUCUAUCUCAAUUCAGCUUUGGGCUAUACACAACAAUACCCACACACAUUAUUUACCUAGCAUUUAAUCAGUUCGUAAACAUACCUAUUACUUACAGGACGAUACUAAAACAAGAUUGGGCUAUUAAUUACCGUUUUAUGUGAAUGUCACCAACAAUAACACAAUUAUUGUUAUCGCUUUUAUUAUUAUUUCGAGCAGAAAAUCAUAGGGGUUAUUUAUUUUUAUUUUAUCUUCAACUAAAUAAAUGAUGUCAUAUGUAUACUAUAAUUUCACCAAUGUCAUUUACUUUUGAACAGCUAUCAACUCUGUUCUUCCACAAUUUCUUUCUUAUCUUAGAAGAGAUUUAAGAAUUUCGUAUAGGUGCGAUAAAAAUUGAACAAUGCGACAGGUUAUUCAACUUUAUAGAUACCUACGGCGGUGCCUUGAAACUUACCUAUUGCAAUCUCAAUCACUUUAGAAACUGCACUUUCCCGAUUUAUUCUUCGGGAUCCCCGAGUAAAAAGUCGAUAUCAGUUUGAACUUCUGCGGACAGUGCUCCGCUAAGUCUCAUGGAGACAAUGAGAUAUGCUCGCUCUCUAAGUUAACUGAAAUUCCACUCGACUGAUUUUGGUAAA
Messenger RNA from Trichoplusia ni (cabbage looper), 2799 nucleotides. RefSeq names its product dipeptidase 1-like. The transcript has 8 exons. Gene Ontology annotation, biological process: proteolysis. Bases 347 to 1615 code for a protein of 422 amino acids. NCBI's taxonomy places the organism in Eukaryota, Metazoa, Arthropoda, Insecta, Lepidoptera, Noctuidae. The record is from RefSeq and is a predicted model, not a curated record. Gene Ontology annotation, molecular function: metallodipeptidase activity.